This is a messenger RNA of Exophiala aquamarina CBS 119918, 1320 nucleotides long. RefSeq lists its product as uncharacterized. Gene Ontology annotation, cellular component: nucleus. Gene Ontology annotation, biological process: regulation of DNA-templated transcription. The transcript has a single exon. Lineage: Eukaryota; Fungi; Ascomycota; Eurotiomycetes; Chaetothyriales; Herpotrichiellaceae. The record is from RefSeq and is a predicted model, not a curated record. Gene Ontology annotation, molecular function: copper ion binding; DNA binding; DNA-binding transcription factor activity. The annotation marks the transcript as partial.
AUGCUCCCCAAAUCCUCCGACAAAGUCUCCAGCCCGCCCAAAACUGCCCGGGUUGAAGAUGGAAAGGUUAAAAAACUAAAGUCUUCCACCAAAGCCGAGCCCACCAUUACUGCCAUCCAGCACAUCAAUGGCAAAACGUACGCCUGUGAGUCCUGUAAGCGCGGUCAUCGAGUCCACAAAUGCGACCAUGGCAAAACAAGGCCUAUCUCAGAGACAAAUCAACCCGGCAGGCCCUCAGGAGGGCAGAAACGUGGCUGUCAGUGUCCCAGAAACUGUGCAUGCACCUCAAAGACGUGCAAAUGCCAGCGCGACUGUUCCUGCACCCAGGAUAUGUAUGUCAUCGUCAGAGUCGACGGCCCCCAGUUGCUCAACCGCGAUGCCUCCUCAACCCCAAAACCCGUCUGGGAGGAUGCUGACGGCAAUAAAAUGACCCUCAAAAAGGUCUGGGCCGAUGCCAAUGGGAAACAGAUCGAUGAGGAGGAAUACAACAAGAGAAGGCAAAAAAACAAGGAACGAGAAGAAGGCUUGCCUCCAACCCUCGACCUCAUGUCGUGCUGUGCAACGACCACGACCACGACGACAGUGAAACAACCCAAGCAGGAACCCGAAUCUCCUCCACCCACCGCUCCCGUUGGUGGCUGUCGACACCGUCAAAAUCUCUCUUCCUUCCCCGCCAAUGCCACUCUGGUCCCCGACCAGCCACAACUAUCUGCCAAAUCUGCCAAUGAUCCUCUGAUGGCCGCUUGUUCCUGUGGCUCUGGCUGUUCCUGUUUGUACUGUCCUGACCAUCCCAACAACGCUACUUCCAUCAAUCACACCCAACAGCAGGUCAAAAAUUUCGCCGAACAGGCCUACACCGGUCAAGGCUUCGUCCCAAAUCCUUCCUUCGUCCCAGAAACACACUCUAGGUCUUGCAUGGGUGGCCGUCCAACCUUCUUCCUUUCGCGCACACCCGGCAUCUCCCAACAGCAACUUCAACAGUUCUUUCCCGAAGACCUCAAUCCAAACGCCAUCUAUCUCACCUAUCCCAUCCAACAACAUUCUUGGACCAAUCAGCCCAUGGCGGCCCAUUGCUCCCAUAUCUCUUCACCCUCUGCUCCUAUGGCUGUCACUCCUGACACAUCCGAUCCAUUUGCUGACCCUCCCAGCGAUUUCGUCGACACAUCUGCGCCUUGGGAGCUUCUGCCUGACGAUUCCAACGGCACUUGGAACUUCUCCGACAGUCACUUAGGUGACAAUGGUUUCAGCUGGGUCGAUUUUGACGCCUCCCGUGGCACUGACUACAAUAUCGGUCAAGCAACUGUUGCCUCGAUAUCAGGC